Toxotes jaculatrix (banded archerfish) is the source of this 2280-nucleotide messenger RNA. RefSeq names its product POU domain, class 2, transcription factor 2 (gene pou2f2a). Gene Ontology annotation, biological process: regulation of transcription by RNA polymerase II. The transcript has 16 exons. The coding region runs from base 1 to 2280 and encodes 759 amino acids. Gene Ontology annotation, cellular component: nucleus. Gene Ontology annotation, molecular function: RNA polymerase II cis-regulatory region sequence-specific DNA binding; DNA-binding transcription factor activity, RNA polymerase II-specific. Lineage: Eukaryota; Metazoa; Chordata; Actinopteri; Toxotidae. The record is from RefSeq and is a predicted model, not a curated record.
AUGUUUGUCCCCCUGCCGGUCCCCUUCGUCUUUCAGAGAACAGCGUCCGACUUCAGCGCCUGGAGACUCAAGUCCUCGCUGGCUCCGCGGUCCAGCCCCGAUAUCAGGAUGUCUAAAGCAGCAGAGGAGGAGAAGCCUGGGGCUGACUAUCCAGGGGACAGUUCAGACUCUGACAGAAACAGCCCCGAUGACCAGGUCCAGCCAAUGAAAACCAGCCCCUUCAGCCUCUCUCCCACACUGGCUGGCAGCAAGGGAAAGAGCGAGGAGAGCUCUGAGAUGACCCAUAGCACUGUUCCUCCUGCUCCUCCAGCACCUCCCUCCCAACAGCAGCAGCAACAGACCCAACACCACCACACACAACUGAUGCUGGCUGGGAGUCAGCUAGCUGGGCUUGCUGCUCUCCUCCCGGCCCAACAGCAGCUGCUCCUCCAACAGGCUCAGGCACAGCUCCUCGCAGCCGCCGUUCAGCAGUCGAACGCCGCGCACGCUGCUCACGCUGCCCACGCCGCUGCACAGCAGCAAGCCAACCAGCAGCAGCAGCAGAACCAAUCACAGUCUCAGCAGCAACAGCAGCAACAGCCAACCAAACAGGAGCAAACAGUCCAAGCCCCACCUCCGCCGCCACCACAGCUGGCCCUGUCGCAGCCAAUCCAGCUCACAGCGCAGGAUAUCCAGCAGCUGCUGCAGCUCCAGCAGCUGGUUUUGAUGCCGGGUCAUCCUCUCCAGUCCCCUGCCCAGUUCCUCCUGUCUCAGCCAGCACAGGCACAGCAGCCACAGCAGGGUUUGCUUUCGACACCAAAUCUGAUCCAGCUACCUCAGCAAAGCCCAGGGGGACUACUGACAACACCACCUCGCCUGGGACUUCAAGCACAGAGGGAGAAGAGCAGUGAUGUUGUGGUCGGUGGAAGCAGCAGCAGCAGUGGCUCGGUAGUUGCCACCGGCAGCAGCGGCGUUGGUGUCGUGACAUCUGUAGGUGCUACGCCUGCUUCCAGCAGUGCCAUGGCUUCCUCACUGAGCACCAGCUUGAACCCUGGAGGCCACGGGGGUCACAUGGGGGAAGAGCCCAGCGACCUGGAAGAGCUGGAGCAGUUUGCCCGCACCUUCAAACAGCGACGCAUCAAGCUGGGGUUCACACAGGGAGACGUUGGCGUGGCUAUGGGCAAACUGUAUGGCAACGAUUUCAGCCAGACCACCAUCUCCCGCUUCGAGGCGCUCAACCUGAGCUUUAAGAACAUGUGCAAGCUGAAGCCACUGCUGGAGAAGUGGCUGAGUGACGCAGAAACCAUGGCAGUAGACAGCAUGCUGCCCAGCCCCUCCUCUAUCUCCUCCCCGAUGUUGGGAAUCGAGGGGCUACCCGGCCGACGCAGGAAGAAACGCACCAGCAUCGAGACCAACGUGCGAGUGAUCCUAGAGCGCAACUUCAGCACGAACCAGAAGCCUACCUCGGAAGAGAUCCUGCUGAUGGCGGAGCAGCUCAACAUGGAGAAGGAGGUGAUUCGUGUUUGGUUCUGCAACCGCCGGCAGAAAGAGAAACGCAUCAACCCUUCCAGCAGCACCACCCCUCCCCUGCCCAGCCAGACCUCGCCUGUUGUGACGCACAAAGCCCCCUGCUACAGCCCGCACAUGAUAUCGAGUCAGGGUCUGUCCCAGGUCACCACCAGCCUCAGCACAACAGCCUCCAGUUCAUCACCUUCAGCGUCCUGCCCCAUGACUCCCGUCAGCUCGGCUGCGGUCGGCUCCACCUCUUCUUCUGUGACUCCGCCUCCUCAUAGCACAGCCAGCCCCGCCCCUCCCAGCCUCGGGGCCCAUGGGCUCAGCACUGGGAACACAAUGAUUGGAGUAAGCACAGGGAUGAACCAGGCCCUCAUCGGCAGCAAUCCCCUGGCUACCAUGCAAGCCCUGGCAGCCAGCAGCGGUCAGCUGUCCAUCUCCAGCCUCGAGGGAGGAGCGGGUCACAUGCUUUUGGGCGGACCUGGGGGUCCCGCUGUCCCCCCCUCCCUCCGCCCCUCUCUCUUCCUCAACCGCCCCACCCUCCUCCCCAUGGUCACCGGCUCCAUGGCAACAGCCUCCACGCCCGCUUUGGGACUGGUGAGCAGCAGCAGCGGUGGUGGGUGUGGCCCAAGGCCUUCCUUCUCCCAGUCUCCGCCCCCCGGUGCCAGCAACCUUAUGAGCCCAACCUCGUGCCCUGAGGAGUCCGCUUCUCCUUGUUCAAGCCCCACCUCUUUCUGUUCCUUCAGCGAAGCCUCGCCACCACCCCUGGGAGGGGCCAUGGCCGAGUGA